CCCAUUAUGAUCUACCAGGAGGUGAACACACUAAAGAAUAUUACAUGGAAGCAAUCAAACAACUUUUUAUUAACUGCAAACAGGAAGGAGCUAUUCUCUAUUACACUGGUCAUGGAGAGAAAGACACUGGUAACUGGUGCUUUAAAGAUGGAGUAAUAUCAUUCAAUGAUAUCUUUGAAUUAUACAUAAACCAUUUUAAAGGGAAGCCAUUAACAGUAACAUCAGAUUGCAGUUAUUCUGGUAACUGGAUCAAUGAAUGCAGUAAGAAGUUAGAUGAGAUGAAUGUUCCAUCAUGUGGACACCACACAAGAGAGCAAGGGCUGUUGUUAAAGAUAUAUACCUCUUGUCAACCAAAUGAAGAGGCUACUGCAUUAUGCUAUGUUAAUGAUGAAGCUGUUGAGUACAGUGAAGCAGAUAAGGCAGUGAUAUAUUGGUUUGGUAAAACACUAUCAUCAGGACAGACAACAAUGCAUAUUGACUUUAGAUACAUUCAUUGUAGUAAACCAGCUGAUGAACUUUGUGAUUUUUGCACUUGGAAUGAUCGCGUGAUUAAGAGGCAUAGAGGCCAUGUAGAGCCACCAGAAAUUAGUGAUGACAAACAGAAAAAUUAUGGUAGUGAUAUGAGCAGUGGAUCAGAAGAGAUUGCACAAGUGCAGAAAAAGUUGAUUGAGGAGAAAAAAAUUAUUACUGAAGAUAAGCAACGUAAAAUCAAAUUUGCUGAUAUAACUGAACUCUUAAAAGAAAAGGAGGAGCAAUAUUUGAAGGAGAAACAAAUCAUUAUUGAUGACAAUAAAAAAGCCAAACUUACAUCACAAGUAGAGGAACGAUCACAGAAUGAAAAACAAAUCAUUAUUGACCUUAGAGCUAAAGUGUCUGAUAAUGAAUUGUAUACAACCAAACUAAUAAGGAAGAAGUCGCAACUACAAGAGAAAGUCCCAUCUUUAGAGGAACAAUCCAUCAAAGAGACUAGUUCUAAAGAAGUGCAAUUUGAUUACAUGAUCCCUUCAAUGGUAUCUAUCGUUGGGGAGAAACAUGUAUCCAAAUCAUCAACUAAUGGUGAUAAUAGUGACAAGUCAGAGGAAGAGGAGGAGCAGAUGGAGCAAGAUGAACAAGAGAGGCAAGACGAACAAGCAGAAGAGGAAACUGAGGAAGAAGUGGAAGAUGGUAGUGAUUCUGAUAAGACUAAAGAUCCACCAGGAGGAGAGUCUACUAGUAAUGAGGGAGUAGAGGAAGAGGGGGAGACUAGAGGUCAGCCAUUACAUGAAGAAGGAAAUGAAGAGCAAGAUAAUGAAAGAGUAGAAGAGUCAAAGGAUCAUGAAGAACCACAGCAUGAAGAAGCAACUGCUCCAAUACCUUGUACUGAAAUUAGUUCAGACGUUAAUAGUGAAGUAGUAGCUAACUCCACUGGUAUAGUAGAGAAUAUGGCUUAUGCUGGACUGGUUUAUUAUGAGAAGAAAGAAGCUGAAGAUUUGGUGACAUUUGCUGCCGCUAAAGAGCUCAAUGCACUGCUUGAGUUUAUUAAAGAAGACUAUCCUCGUGCUGAAAAAGGACAAAAUUUUCUAUUUCGCUUCAAAGAUUAUUAUGGAUGUAUUGAAUUAAAGUUUGAUGCACCUCAAGAAAAACCAUUCACUGGUUGGAGUAUUGAGCCUCACCUUAAGCCUUGUAGAUUUUUACGUUGUGAUGUUGAUAAGUUUGGUGAAGCUAAUUGUCCUCUUCCUUCACAUUGUCUAAUAUCAGUAUAUGGGUCACCUGGUGCUGUACCAUCAUUGCACUAUUCUAUACCACUGGAUGGAGUGGCUGAUCCUAAGGCAGUAUUCAUUCACCGAUCACUGAGAACUACUCCUCUUCUUCCUUCACCUUCAACAGGUCCAUCAGCUACUGUUGAUUAUGUUAAGAGAGCAAAGGCAGUGAUCGAUGAUGUUCUUGUAUCUCAUUAUGAUACUCUCACUUCUCUAACUAAAUCUUCUCUUUUAAGUCUUGCUAAUAAACUAUACGCUGCUGGUCUCAUUAGUGAAGGAGUCAAAGAGAAAUGUACAAUGGAAGAGUUUUUAGGUGAAUUUAGAACUAGUCUUGGAUUUAAGAAGGAGUUAUCUCAAGUGGAGGAGCAUUGUCAAAAGUUUUUAAGCUCAUUUGUUGCUGUAAGAGGCAGUUAUGCUGAUGCAGGAAAAUAUUUAAGUCAGGAGUGGAUUGAAGCUAUUAGGAAUAAACUUGGAUUUGAUUUUAAUAUUGAUACUUAG
Messenger RNA from Amphimedon queenslandica, 2237 nucleotides. RefSeq lists its product as uncharacterized. The coding region runs from base 45 to 2237 and encodes 730 amino acids. The transcript has 12 exons. The record is from RefSeq and is a predicted model, not a curated record. Lineage: Eukaryota; Metazoa; Porifera; Demospongiae; Haplosclerida; Niphatidae.